Molecule: messenger RNA, 2451 nt
Organism: Naumovozyma dairenensis CBS 421
Lineage: Eukaryota; Fungi; Ascomycota; Saccharomycetes; Saccharomycetales; Saccharomycetaceae
Gene: RAD4
Product: Rad4p
Exons: 1
Coding region: 1-2451 (816 amino acids)
Biological process (GO): nucleotide-excision repair; mismatch repair
Cellular component (GO): nucleus; XPC complex; cytoplasm
Molecular function (GO): damaged DNA binding; single-stranded DNA binding
Source: RefSeq, a predicted model, not a curated record
AUGAAUGAAGAUUUACCAAAGGAAUAUUUUGAGUUGAUAAGAAAGACUCUUAGAGAAAAAAGGGAUGAUCCAGCUACUGAAAGACCCUUAAAAAGAAGAAAGAGAAGAUCAUCUCGUCUUCAGCGUAAGGGAUCAGUGCCAAAAACGGAUGAUGAAGUUAUUAAUAUCAGUGAAUCGCCUGAGAAUGAAGGGCCACAUGAAGUUAUUGCUCUUGGUUCAGAUUCAGAAAGUAGUUCAAUAAUUGAUAAAAAUGAUAAAUCGAAAAUGGAUGUAUCAGAUAUGGAAAGUGAAGAUGAAAAUUAUGACUCUGAUGAAUUCGAAGAUGUUACUAAUAAUGAUGAAGAUACAUCGGGUGAUAAUAUAGGAGAUCUGAAAAUUACAAUAAAUCAAUCAAAACCAGAUGAUGACAUAUUGACAAAAAACAAAAGAAAAUCAAUUAAUAGAAACAUAUGUUCCAAUGAAGAGAGGAAGAAAAGAUAUUAUUUACAUAUGUUUUAUCUUAUAUGUUUGAUGGUUCAUGGUUCUCUUCGAAAUGAAUGGAUCAAUAGUAGUAGAUUUAGUAAAAAAUUGAGUUCAUUGGUUCCAGAAAAGGUGUUCGAAUUAUUGCACCCUGAAAAAGAUGAAUUUUCAUUAAGGAGCACCAGAAAAUUGUUAGAUGGAUUGAAAAAAUGUAUGGAGAUCUGGCAAAAGCAUUGGCGAAUUACACAAAAAUACAAUAAUUUUGGUUGUUAUAUGAGAUUUUGGGAUGAAAUAGAAGAAGAAGACAGUCGUGUCAGCUCUAAAAUAAAUCCAUUGACGAAACAAGUGUUUAUUAGGCGUAUCAUAAAGGGCCAUGGUGAUCGUGAUUUAGCAGCUCAAGGGUUUGUUGCCAUGUUGAGAGCGUGCAAUGUUAAUGCGAGGCUCGUUUUGUCUUGUCAACCACCAGAUUUCACUGAUUUAAAGGUUGAAAAUAAGAUUACUGAAGUGUCUUAUGAAGAUAUGACAAAGUUCCCGUUAUUCUGGUGUGAAGUAUGGGAUAAAUUUGCAAAAAAAUGGAUUACCAUAGAUGUAAUGAAUUUUAAAACAAUAGAGCAAAUCAAAAUUCGUUCCAAGCUAGAACCGCAAGGCGUUGCCUGUUGCAAAAGAAACAACAUGAGAUAUGUCAUAGGUUAUGAUCGAAAACAUGGCUGCAGAGAUAUAACUAGGAGAUAUACACGAUGGUACAACUGUAAGAUCCGGAAAAAGAGAGUUACUAAAGAUGAAGAAGGUUCAAAGUGGUAUUCAGAAGUAUUGAAUACAAUGCAUCGAAGGAAAAGAACCAAAAUAGAUGAUUAUGAGGAUGCCUACUUUGAAGAACGUAAUCGUUCAGAAGGAAUGCCUGAUAAUUUACAAGAUUUAAAAAAUCAUCCUUAUUAUAUUUUAGAAAAGGACUUAAGACAAAAUCAGGUGAUCAGAUCAGGAUGUAAAGAAUCAGGUUACUUGAAACUUCAUGGCCGUGUGGGUAAAGUUUUGAAAGUUUAUGAGCGAAAGAAUAUUUUGGACUUAAAAUCUGGCAAACAAUGGUAUAUGGAAGGACGUAUCUUAAAAACAAAUUGCAAAAGUUUGAAAACAGUUAAAAAAAAGACGAUGAGAGGUCCUUCAGAUGAUAUUAACGACGGUGAUGAGAGAUUAUAUCCCGUUACUGAUACUGAACUAUACAUUCCUCCAUUAGCUACGGAAACUGGUGAGAUUACAAAGAAUACUUUUGGAAAUAUUGAGGUUUUCGUUCCAACUAUGAUUCCUCAAAACUGUUGUUUGAUUGAAAAUCCCAAUGCAAUAAAGGCUGCCAAAUUUUUGAGGAUUAAUUAUGCUCGUGCAGUUACUGGAUUUAAAUUUGAACGGGGACGUAGUUCAAAGCCUAAUAUCAGCGGUAUUGUUGUGGCGAAAUGGUUUGCAGAAGCUGUUGUAGCUUGUAUUGAUGGGAUAGAAUAUUGUCUAGAGCAAGAUGAAAAGAAGAAACAAGAACUUCAAAAUUUAUCGAUGUGGCAUAAAUUAUUAUCCAAAUUACGGAUCAAGAUGAAAUUAAACAUGACAUACGGGUCAGUCAACAUAGGUGCGUCUAAUAAUACAGAAGACUUGGGAGAAGAAGAUGCGGAUGAUCAAGACGAACAACUGCAGGGAGGUGGAUUUUUUGUCCCUACGAAUGGAAGUGUUUCGGAACUGGCUCAAGAUUCAUCUUACGGCGGAAAUCCAUCAGAAGGUGGAUUUUUAGUUCCUUCUGAUGGAAGUGAUUCCGAAGAAAUGGAAAAUUUAUCUCAUGAGGAGCAUAUCCGUGGUGGUUUCGUCACUCCCAGUAAAACGCAUGUAGCCGAUGAAAAUCUAGAUGAAGAUACUAACGAUGGAAUGACACCAGUAGAGUCCGAUGGACCCCCCCAUGAUGAUCAAUAUGAGGAUUUUAUGAAUGAGUUAAAUAUUUUAGAUGCUGAUGCAUGA